AUGCCCUUCCUGUGCCGGGGCGUGCGAUUGGCGACGCCGCACCCUCGAUCUAACGCGUGCCGGCCGAUCAAGGCCGCGGCUGGGCUGCCCAAUCGGCGGAUCGCCCAUCGGCUGGCGCCCCUGCGCCCGGGGCCGAUGCCGAUCUCGCGGCUGGCCCUGUGCGCUGCCGGGGGCGAUUACGGCAACGGCAGCGAGGAGGGGGGGCAGGAGGUGGGGGAGGAUGGGGACGGGGCGGCCGAGGGCGUGGCGGAGCUGCUGAUGAAGCCGUACAGCCUGGGAGCAGUGGCGGUGUCGGUGGCGGUGAAGGCGGUGGAGGGCGCGGGGACGGCAGCCGACAAGGCGUCGCAGCUCGCUCAGAAGGAGCUGCCGCGCGGCGCCAAGUCUCGGAAGGCCGGGCCCAGCGGGAACGGACGGGCCGCCGACAGUUCCUAUGCGGCGGCAGCCGAAGGAUCCGGCGACGCGACAGCCGAGCCUGUGGCGAGCAAGGCCCCGCCAGCGCCGGCGAAAGCCAAGCCCAGGAAAAAGUUCGAGUCCACGUUGCCGGGCAUGAUAGACCCCAUCCGAUUGGGCGCGAAGGAGUGGGUUGGCACCUGGUGGCCACAAGCACUGGAGGCCUCCAGCCAAACUGAACGAGCUGUGGCUGACUCUGGCGCUUCCCUGGGCGAGUGGGCUUACGACUUGGCAGAGUCCGUGGGGUCUGGGAUAGAAACGACGACAUCUGAUGUGAUAAAAAUUAUUGGGGGCUCGAAAGAUCAACUAGAAGUCAUUCUGAAGACCAAAACACCAGCGAAACGCAGACCAGGAGCUGUACCCAGGGAAGAGAAGAAAGUGAGGUUUUCAUUUAUGCAGUCAGUACCGAUUGUGAAGUCAUUCUUUGGAAGAAAGGAAGGGAAGAAAGAAGCUGGAAAAGAGGAAGGUGAGGCAGAUGUUGAUGCCACCGAUGGCCAGGCUGAAAGCACAGGGUAUGCAAGGGCACUGAAGAGUUUGGUGAGCACUGGGAAAAAGGACAAUCUUGUCUCAACUGCAGUUGAGACGGAGCCUGCAAAGCCUGAGGAUGGGGAGAAGAUGGCUGGGAAUGUGGCCCAGGUGCCCAUUCUGAAGAGCUUUUUUGGUGAGUAUGGCACUGGGCCAUCCACGGAAGAUGUUCGAGGAACAGCACGUGGCGUGGGUAGUCCUGCACCUGAAUUGGAGGCUCCCAAGGCCAAGGAUGUGGAUUCCAGCCAAGACAGUGCUGUGAAGUCUGCUGACAUUGGGACAAAGACUGAGCCCAAAGCCAAGAAAGAAACACCUCUGAAGCAAAUGGCUUCCACGUUCAGAAAGGAGGUGUUGCCAACACCAGCAACCACAACACCUCCAAAACCAGCCACAGUGGCACCGCCGAAGCCUGCUGUGAUAGUUGGGAAGAAGACAGAGUCCCAGGGAUAUGGGCAGCAGAGCUCUGGCACAGCGACAGCCCCAGCACAGAAGGCGCCCACAGGACAGGUCUAUGAAAAGCUGGUGAAGGAGACUGUGGGGAGCCCUGUUAGCCUGGCAAAAGGCCCAGCAGACAAAAUGACGAAGGUGUCUGGAGGUGCACUGGGUGGCCCCUACAACCUUUCACCCAGGAAGCUUUCGAAUGCAUCGUCCAGAGAGCCAUCCAAGACGCCACAGGCUGCCACUGGGGGUGGCGGCACUCGAGGGGGGUCGUACGGUGGCGACGGAGGAUACGGGGGUGGUGGCGAAGGCUUCCCCAGGGAAGGCCAAGACGAAUGCCCAGGCGAUUACUCUCUCGUAUGGUUCACACUGAUACUGAUUAUCAUUCUUGCGGGUAUUUGGUACUUGGAUAGCAUAGAUUAUGCAUGCAUGCCAUGCACAGCCCCAUCGGCCCGCACAGAGGCAAAACAACAGCCCACACCAAAGGAAUGUGCCAGUUGA
Messenger RNA from Ostreobium quekettii, 1914 nucleotides. Lineage: Eukaryota; Viridiplantae; Chlorophyta; Ulvophyceae; Bryopsidales; Ostreobiaceae. The record is from the annotation of a GenBank genome assembly.